Molecule: messenger RNA, 1719 nt
Organism: Trichophyton rubrum CBS 118892
Lineage: Eukaryota; Fungi; Ascomycota; Eurotiomycetes; Onygenales; Arthrodermataceae
Exons: 4
Coding region: 1-1719 (572 amino acids)
Biological process (GO): DNA strand elongation involved in DNA replication; DNA replication
Cellular component (GO): delta DNA polymerase complex
Molecular function (GO): DNA binding
Source: RefSeq, a predicted model, not a curated record
AUGGAGGACCCCGCGGAGGCCUUCCUCUGCCCGCCGCUUGACGAUGACUCUCCCGAGACCCAGUUCCGUGAAACCUCGCUAUACAAUCCCAUGGACACAUUCCGGCUACCCCCCGGCGCAGCAAGACACUACCAGCAGCAAUACUCGGACAUCUACUUCCUACGGCUGACAAGACUCAAGCCGGCGGUUGCGGAGGUUGCAAAGGCCGCCUGGGAAGGCUAUAAUAUUGCUGGAGAGUAUGCGCGAAGGGUUGAUCGAGUGCUCGAUGUCCGCCAGGGCAAGCUGUCGUGGAUCGUGGGGACGGUUUACAUGGAUCUUCCGUUAAAACCCAGUAUUAUGGACGACAUCUCUAAAGAGAAUUGGACUGCAGCCCCGGUACCACAAAAGACAUACAACGAUCCUAACAGCAAAAAACCUACCCAGACCAUGGUGGAAGAUGAAUCGGGAAGAUUGGUGCUUACAGGAAGUUUAUUGCAAUCAACCUUCCUAGUUACCGGGGUUGUUGUCGCAGUCCUCGGGACAGAGAACGCAGACGGUCAAUUUGAAGUGGUUGAUAUCAAGGUUCCGGAUAUACCCCCACAGCCUGCGCGAUGGGAGAGAGAGCAGGAACCCACUACAGAUGUCGGUGUACCGGCGAAACGCAAACACAGUGCUCUAGAAGCGGGUGGCAGUGGAUCUGGAAAGAGCAAGAAAAUUGCGUUCGUCAGUGGGUUGGGCAUUACUGGCACUUCUGGGGAUACAGUGGCCCUGUCCCUCCUCGCGGACUACCUCCUUGGUUAUACCGGAACCAUCCCCAGCACGGAUGAUUACACCUCCACCAAUCCCUCUCAGAUUUCACGCCUUAUCAUCGCGGGAAACUCCCUGGGGGCCAAAGUUGCCUCUACCGCCAACGAUGCUGCUAACCCGGAAAAGCGUCAACCAAAAAAAUAUGGCUACGAUGCAUCAGCCUACAACGCCUCACCAAUUACCCUUUUUGACAGCUUUCUCUCUGAUAUACUCCCAAGUAUCCCCGUGACCCUGAUGCCUGGCGAAACGGACCCGGCAAACUUCUCUCUGCCACAACAGGAAAUACACACCGCUAUGCUUCCUCGGUCGAAAGCAUACUGUCCUCCCAUAGCGCCAAAAAGACAGGCCCUACCAUCUGAGCCUGGCUGGCUAGAUAACGUCACAAACCCUUGGGAAGGUGAUAUUGAGGGUUGGAGGUUUUGGGGUACCAGUGGGCAGAAUGUCGAUGAUGUUCUCCGAUACGUCAAUCUCGAAGAAUUAGAGGACGACGAAGUUGAAGAUAUAGAGAAUGGCGCGCGGCUUAAGCUGAUGGAACACUUGCUUAAAUGGCGCUGCGGCGUCCCGACUGCGCCCGACACUAUAUGUAAGUCUCCAUCACAUAGCGCCCACCACGCAGCAGGCUCCAUGCUAACCGUCUAUCCAGGGUGCUAUCCAUACCAGGACAAAGACCCAUUUGUCAUACAAUCGUGCCCGCAUGUAUUCUUCACAGGGAAUCAGCCACGCUUCCAAUCUACUAUUAUCGAAGGUGGUGACUGGGGGACUGCCGAGGACAGCAUCACAAAAGUCAGGCUAAUAGCCCUGCCCAAGUUCCACGAAACCGGAGAGAUAGUCCUGCUAGAUACCGAGACUCUGGCUAUUGAGGUCGUCAAGUUUGGUACUGUAACAAAAGACGGUACCACUGAAAAGGAGGAAGAAAUGCCUGAUGCGUCAUGA